AUGCCCGAGGUGGUAUUCGAUUUUGCGAGCGUUUUACAACUUUAUCUUCGUCUCCGCCUACUACCAAAAGACAUCUUCAUCGCAAUUGACGGGUUAGCGAGUCAUACGGAUAAUCAUUUUCACAAACUACAAAAGCAGCUCCAAUCACUAAUAAGUCUUAAUGGCAAAAACACCAUAAAAAUAUUACUUCAUGGUGCCAUGGGCGAUAUGGGUUACACGUUUGGCGGCCAGGAACAGUUUGACAAAGAGGCCCAGGAGCUCUAUACUUCAUUGGUGACAGUACUCGUCGAUAGCCGGGGUCCAGAUACCAGCCUAAAGCUCCCACUCCUUCGCAGCGCCACCAGUUUGCGUGUUUCCGGCGAAGUCACGCUUGCGAUGAUUAUGUUUGCAAGUUGCUGGUUCUUUGAGUACGAUCCUUCUUCAAUUCCCUUGGUGGUCGAGAUAUGGCGCGCGUGGCUACCCUCCCGACAGACAGACGCGGAGCUUUGUGUGGAGCCUGCGAAACACAUAUAUGUUGGCACAGGACCACACGACGCUCGAAAUGAGUUGAGCAAACACAACGGUCGUGCAGUUGUUAAUUUUUCGCUGAGGCUGUUAGUCCCCCGGGCUCGCCGACAUGCUACUUUAGAUAUUGCUGCCUUCCGCGACAUCAUGGCCUUCAGAAGCGGCAUGUUAGUAGCAGAUUGCUUAUCCAGGGACAACCGUGACAUUGGGGCGUUUAUUCAGGUUGCUGGACAAUUUCCCGCGCUGAUAGACCCUUCAGAGGCGGAAGACAUAUGGUCCGGUCAAUCAAUCCUCGAUUUAGGGCGCACAGUUUUAUUCAUUCGGCAGGUUAAGCACCUCACGAUUUGCCUAGCGACGCCUCGGAGCAUGGGUAUCCUGUUUGCCUUUUUUUGCUGGUGGAAGCUAUUGUCCAAGAAGGGUUGGAUGCUGAGACUUGGCAGCAAAACAUUGACAACCGUCUACGCCUUUGCCAUGAGUGGUCUCUUGGAAUACAACACCAUUUCGGGCCAUAUGACCCUGUUGGUGCUGCUAGGGAAGUGGCCCCACUGUGUAUUCGGAUUUUGA
Molecule: messenger RNA, 1068 nt
Organism: Trichoderma virens Gv29-8
Lineage: Eukaryota; Fungi; Ascomycota; Sordariomycetes; Hypocreales; Hypocreaceae
Exons: 2
Coding region: 1-1068 (355 amino acids)
Source: RefSeq, a predicted model, not a curated record